This is a messenger RNA of Nerophis lumbriciformis (worm pipefish), 2160 nucleotides long. The record is from RefSeq and is a predicted model, not a curated record. NCBI's taxonomy places the organism in Eukaryota, Metazoa, Chordata, Actinopteri, Syngnathiformes, Syngnathidae.
AUGACCACCGAAGAACCACAAUGGCGAAAAGUCCAUUCGGUUACAGGUGUGAUACCUCGAUCUAGACACGGACACCGAGCGGUAGCCAUCCGGGAGCUGAUUGUGGUGUUUGGAGGUGGAAACGAAGGGAUUGCAGAGGACCUCCAUGUUUACAACACUGUCUCAAGACAGUGGUUUUUGCCUGCUGUGAGAGGCGACAUCCCUCCUGGCUGCGCCGCCCACGGCUUAGUUUGUGAUGGUACUCGGAUACUAGUCUUUGGUGGCAUGGUGGAGUAUGGCAAAUACUCUAAUAACCUCUAUGAACUUCAGGCUAGUCGCUGGCUUUGGAAGAAGCUGAAGCCCAGGGCGCCGAGGAACGGCUUACCUCCGUGCCCCCGCAUCGGGCACAGUUUUACCCUUGUGGGUAACAGGUGCUACGUGUUUGGAGGGCUGGCCAAUAUCAGCGAGGACCCCAAUGGCAAUGUCCCACGAUACUUGGACGACAUCUACGAGUUGGAGCUGCAGUCCGUAUCGGGGGCGAGGAGCUGGACCAUCCCGGAGACGAGAGGCGGCGGUCCAGCGGCGCGGGAGUCGCACACCGCUGUCGCCUACACUGGUCUCGGCUCGCCAAAACUCUUCAUCUUUGGAGGAAUGCAAGGCUGCCGAUUAAAUGACCUGUGGCAACUUGAUCUCAACACGAUGGCUUGGUCGUCACCUGAAACCAGGGGUUCCACACCACUACCCAGAAGCCUUCACUCUGCCAGUGUGAUUGGAAACAAGAUGUUUGUUUUCGGUGGCUGGAUUCCCAUUCCGGAGUCAGAGAAGCACAAUGCUGCAGGGAUUAAAUGGAUUUGUACCAACUCCUUAAGUGUGCUAAAUUUGGACACUCUGAGCUGGCAGGACCUAGGCCCGGAGUAUGAAGACGUCAGUGCUCAACUGCAGAGCCGCAACAUCCAAAGUGACGAUCAUAACAGCGGCCGGCCCAAAGCGAGAGCUGGCCACUGCGCCACCGCCGUCGGAUCUAGGCUUUACAUUUGGAGCGGGCGAGACGGUUACCAUACUAACUUCUACCAAGUAUGCUGCAAAGACCUCUGGUUCCUGGAGACAGACCGACCGUCGGCAACGGAGGCAGUGGUGCUCAUCAAAUCCACUGUCAGCAUGCUCCACGUGGCGUGGCGCCCUCUGUAUGGAGCCGACUACUACGUCGUCCAGAUUCAACCGGUGGAGAGCCAACCUCAGGCCAAAGACGUUGCUCCUACGUCUACAGAAGCAGAAGGAAAAAACAAAGGUGCUAAGAAACUAAUGUUCAGCCUACUAAGUGAAUGGCGACUUCAUCGACUCAUUUCUUUAUGUAUGUGUUAUGUCUCAAAACAGCAUGACAGUCAAAUGAAAACAUCCAACGGCCCUAAAGAAGGAAAAUCGGAUUCAUCAGGAUCAGCUCAGCAUCAACGCGCUGACAAGACAAAGACAGCUGAGAGCCCAGAGGGAACUGUGUGGUUUGAUGUUGGUGCAUUCAGAACCCUUUUUUCUGAGGUCCACUACUACUAUUUGCCCGCUGACGACAACCAAACGAUGGCAACCCUCAGCAGCCGGGCUUCUGUUACCAAAGAGUCGUAUCGGAAGCUUCCCGGUCUUCACGACUACCAAGACAGAGAGAAGAGGCAGCUGGAUCCUGGGCGCAGUUACCGCUUCAGGGUGGCGGGUGUCAACUGCUUCGGUCAAGGAGACUUUAGCCAGGUCAGCGAGUUCAAGACGUGCCAACCGGGAUUUCCCGGAGCACCUUCGGCGGUCAAGAUAAACAAGGCUAACGAUUUAGUCCACAUUACAUGGGAAGCGCCUCCAUCGCCAUCGGGCCGGAUUCUGGAAUAUUCCAUGUACAUGGCGGUGAAGAAAAGCCGCUCGUCCAGCUCGGAAGGUCCAGGCCAGUUAGCGUUUAUCCGAAUCUACCGCGGCGUCAAGACCUUCUGCACGGUUAGCUCCGCCCACAUGGUCAACGCGCAUUUGGACUGCUCCGCCUCCAACCGACCGGCGCUGGUCUUCCGCAUAGCUGCGAAAAACGAGCAGGGCUAUGGCCCGGCGACGCAGAUCCGCUGGAUUCAAGAUGCUUUUAAACUUCGAGCUGGGUCCAAGGCGGACAGGGAUGUCGAGGAUGACAUUGACGCUGCUGACAGCUCCAGUUGA